This is a messenger RNA of Pediculus humanus corporis (human body louse), 3027 nucleotides long. RefSeq lists its product as uncharacterized. NCBI's taxonomy places the organism in Eukaryota, Metazoa, Arthropoda, Insecta, Psocodea, Pediculidae. The transcript has 16 exons. The record is from RefSeq and is a predicted model, not a curated record. Gene Ontology annotation, molecular function: protein binding. Bases 1 to 3027 code for a protein of 1008 amino acids.
AUGUCCUUCAGUAAAGAUUGUUCAAGUGCUCUUCACAUGCUUGAGCAUAUCCAGCAAACUAUCAAUAAUACUGAUGAUGUUCAACUCCAAAUGCAAACUGCAGAAGACAUUAACAUGCUCAUAUCAGUAUUUAGUAAUCCUAUUCUAAGAAGUAUAGUUUCUAUCGAGGAUUCAUUGGGAGAAUUGAAUCAACAACUUCAACAGCAUCCUUCGAUAUUACCUGUCGAUUUGUAUGUUACACCAUCUGGAGAACUAUCGUUAAAUGUGGUACCUCCAGACGAAAUGUACGAUUCCCAAUUUGAUUCGAAAUUUGUUGCCAGGCAACAAUAUGAUGAUCAGACAGUUCCAAUUGCUAAAUUAUCCAAUAGUUCAUCUACAGAUACUUCCACUUCUCCUCAGCUUGAAACCCCUAGCACAACAAAUGGAACUUUACCCCCCAUUACAACUCAAACCUACGCUAUAGAAUUUCAGAAAGCUAUUGAAGAAUCAUCUCGCGGUCGCGAUAUUAUCAACGUUCAGCUUUUUAAACCGGAAGGAAGCAGUUUGGGAUUUAGUGUGGUCGGUCUUCGAAGCGAAGAAAAGGGAGAACUUGGGAUUUUCGUACAGGAUAUUCAAAAUAUGGGUAUUGCCGGAAGAGACGGUAAUCUUCGGGAAGGGGACCAAAUAUUAGCCAUCGAUGGACAACCGUUGGAUUCAAACAUUAGCCAUCAACAGGCUAUUAGCAUUCUUCAAAAAGCCAGGGGUUUGGUUGAGUUGGUAGUGGCAAGGGAAGCAGAAGAGGAGACACAAGAAAACCAAUUCCCUGUCGCCAGGUCUCCAUCGGCUGUGAGCGAUUCAUCCAAAGCUGGCUCCGACAUGGUGCUUAAUACGGAAUGGUCACAGGUGGAAGUGAUCGAUCUUGUCAACGAUGGUUCCGGUCUCGGUUUUGGUAUCAUCGGAGGUCGAAGUACGGGAGUCGUCGUCAAAACUAUUUUACCGGGGGGCGUCGCAGACAGAGACAGUCGCCUGCAAAGCGGAGAUCAUAUUUUGCAAAUCGGCGACGUUAAUUUACGAGGAAUGGGCUCUGAACAAGUUGCCGCCGUACUCAGACAAUCCGGAAGCCAUGUUCGUCUUGUUGUAGCUCGACCCGUAGAACCCACGUCUCCCGAUUAUCAAGCUUUAGGGAGUCACGCUCCCAUUGUGCCAACGAAAAUAUUGGGAGACCCCGAAGAACUCGAUCGUCAUCUUUUGCAAAAUGGUUACACGGAAACACUUUCGAGACAAACACCCGUACUCGAAGCUUACAACGAUCAUUUUAUUUUCCGAGAACAUCAACAAGAUAUUGAGAUGCAUCCGCAAGCAACUCUAGUCAUGGAUGCAGUUAGAAAUCCUGUCGGAUCGUCUAUACCCAUUCUCACCGCACCCUCUUUAUCGGUUCUCACAAUGGAUAUGCUACCAUUAGAAACAUCAGAUCUUCCCGAAAUGGAAAAAUUCACAGUCGAAUUAAAAAAAGAUUUACACGGUUUGGGGAUCACAAUCGCAGGAUACGUUUGCGAGAAAGAGGAACUUUCUGGAAUAUUUGUUAAAAGCAUUAGCGAGGGUAGUGCAGCAGACGUGUGUAAAAAAAUACAAGUUAAUGAUAGAAUUGUCGAAGUUGACGGUCGAUCUUUGCAAGGUUACACCAAUCAUCAAGCUGUCGAGGUUUUGAGAUCAACGGGCCAAACCGUCAGACUAUGUCUUGAAAGAUAUUUGAGAGGUCCUAAAUUUGAACAAUUGCAACAAGCUAUUGCUGCCUCCGAAAUAAAGCUUCCGACUCCGAUAUCAUCUUCAGCCGAUUCACUGCCUCAUCUUGCUAUAAGUUCGAGCGGAGAACCCAAUGAAAUAAAAGCCGAGAGAAAAAGUUCGGGUAAUUUAAUGUUGGAAAAUAUAGAGUCUGACAAUAUGAACAUCGAUAUUUGCGAUUUGGAUAUGCUCAUAGAUAAUGAUUACGAGGGAACUUUAAAACCGACAGUUGAAGCUGCCAUUCAAGCAAAGUGGAAAAAAAUACUUGGAGACGAUUCGGAAAUCAUUGUUGCUCAACUUUGUAAAUUGAGUGAGGGAGGAGGAUUGGGGAUCAGUUUGGAAGGUACGGUUGAUGUUGAACACGGUCAAGAAGUUCGACCGCAUCAUUACAUAAGAUCAAUUUUACCCGAGGGACCAGUUGGCCAAAAUGGACGUCUUCGAUCGGGCGAUGAACUCUUAGAGGUAAACGGAUAUAGAUUGCUUGGUAUGAAUCAUAUCGAAGUCGUUAGCAUUUUAAAAGAUUUAUCCAUGAGCGUUCGUAUGGUUUGCGCUCGCAGAAGUGAUAGCACUUUACCACACAGAUUGAAUGAUACAACUCAAGAUAAAGCAGCUUUUGCGGGAAGAAACAUCUUGGGUGGCAGCUUGCAGAACUUAAUUCCUGCCACGGACCGUCUCGUAAAAGCAAAAUCAGACGGUUCUCUCGCUUCGACAACAACAACCGCCACGGCAACCGACGGGAGUUUUUCGAAAAUGAAAUCGCGAUCACUGGAACCGCUCACGGGUCUUGCCAUGUGGAGUUCGGAACCGCAAAUCAUCGAAUUGGUCAAGGGAGAACGCGGACUCGGAUUUUCCAUUCUCGACUAUCAGGAUCCCAUGGAUCCCAACGAAACAGUUAUCGUUAUAAGAAGUCUCGUACCGGGAGGAGUCGCACAAUUAGAUGGUCAAUUGAUCCCGGGUGACAGACUCGUUUUUGUAAACGAUACGAAUUUGGAAAAUGCAUCUCUCGAUCAAGCCGUGCAGGCGUUGAAAGGAGCUCCAAAGGGAAUCGUUAGAAUCGGAGUUGCCAAGCCUUUGCCGAUACCGGAUAGCGUUUCAAAUUGUCAGGUUAGUGAAGAGACGAAUCGAACCGAGACGGUCUCCCAUGAAUUUUAUAAUGACCAAUUACACGGUAAAGAAGGUAUCGAACAAAUUAGCGGUAGUAACGGUGGCGACGAAGAAGGGGGUUCCCCGACUCAAAACGUUCUUAUGAAAUCCGAGAGCUUUUAA